ACAGCUUCAAGGUAGUAAUUAAUUAAGCCUCAAAUUCAUACAAUAUAAUGGGGCUGAGGGCUAUUCCCUUUUCACCUUCUCAAAAUUACUAUUUGAGUGGUUCAGAAUAUUUCCCCAAAUGCAGUAUUCUUCGUAGCAGCAGAAUUUGCUCAUCAAAACUAGUAGCAAUUUCAGCAAAGGCUAAAAAAGAGGAUACACAAGAAGAAGAACCAAAAAAUAAGAGGAAACAAUCUUUGUUUUCAAGUGUAACUGAAGCUCUUGAUUUUUCCCAAGUUAGAUCUUCAAAGGACGCUGAGCUUCUUGAUGAAGCAAGAGAAAAAACACAAUCCGGAGAGAGAAUGUCUAGAGAACAGUAUGGAGCUCUGAGAAGGAAGAUUGGUGGGACAUACAAAGAUUUCUUCAAGUCCUACGUUGAGGUGGAUGGACAAUAUGUGGAGGAGGGAUGGGUAGACAAAACGUGCAAGGUUUGCAAGAAAGAUACGAGUGGAGAAGCAAGGCAAGUUGACAAAUUGGGAAGAUAUGCGCACGUAGCUUGCCUAGAAAAAUCCAACUCUGGAAAUUUCUUCACCAAGCUCUUCUCAAGAUGAAUUUUGUAGUAUAUAUCUUUAGGGCUAAUUAGUAGUACUAUUUCCUCCUCUUAUAUAUGAACUCAUAAGAAUAUAACAGCCUUGGCCAUUUUGUGUUUCUCUUUUUUUCUUGACUCAAUCAUGAAUGUUAUUAAUU
Solanum verrucosum is the source of this 723-nucleotide messenger RNA. RefSeq lists its product as uncharacterized. Lineage: Eukaryota; Viridiplantae; Streptophyta; Magnoliopsida; Solanales; Solanaceae. The record is from RefSeq and is a predicted model, not a curated record. Gene Ontology annotation, biological process: positive regulation of DNA-templated transcription; chloroplast organization. Bases 48 to 587 code for a protein of 179 amino acids. The transcript is spliced from 3 exons.